AUGCUUCCCUUCCACGACAGGCGAUUUACAAGCAGGACGGUCGUGUUUCAUGAUUCCUAUCAAACCGCUACAUGCAAGAAACGGCAGCAUGCGGGUGCUAGUCUGCAGAUUGCCUUACGAAAACCCACAACCCUCCUGCCACGUGGACCCCGAGCCAAAGGGAGCCGGGCCCGUCGGCCGCCCGUCCGACUCUUCCCCAAAGGGAGCCUGGGGUGUCCCUCGGCCCCCGUCGAAUGUUCCGGGAGCCAAAAGGGAGCCAGGGGUGUCGUCGUCCGGACUCCCCGUCCGAAUCCCGUUCCCAAAGGGAGCCAGGGGUUCCCGUCGGCCGCCGUCCGACUCUUCCCCAAAGGGAGCCAGGGGGUGUCCCGUCGGCCGCCCGUCCGACUCUUUCCCCAAAGGGAGCCAGGGGUGUCCGUCGGCCGCCCGUCCGACUCUUCCCAAAGGGAGCCAGGGGUGUCCGUCGGCCGCCCGUCCGACUAUUCCCCAAAGGGAGCCAGGGUGUCCCGUCGGCGCCCGUCCGACUCUUCCCCAAAGGGAGCCAGGGGUGUCCCGUCGGCCGCCCGUCCGACUCUUCCCCAAAGGGAGCCGCCCGUUCCGCCGUCCGACUCUUCCCAAAGGGAGCCAGGGGUGUCCCGUCGGCCGCCCGUCCGACUCUUCCCAAAGGGCCAGGGGGGUCCCGUCGGCCGCCCGUCCGACUCUUCCCCAAAGGGGGCCAGGGGUGUUCCCGACCGUCUGUCCCAAAAGGGACCAGGAGUCCCGUCGGCCCCGCCCGUCCGACUCCCAAAGGGAGCCAGGGGUGUCCCGUCGGCCGCCCGUCCCAAAGUUGUGUCCCGUCGGCCGCCCCCGUCUCUUGUUCCCCAAAGGGAGCCAGGGGUGUCCCGUCGGCCGCCCGUCCGAUCUUCCCCAAAGGAGCCAGGGGUGUCCCGGCCGCCCGUCCGACUCUUCCCCAAAGGAGCCAGGGGUGUCCCGUCGGCCGCCCGUCCGACUCCCCCAAAGGGAGCCAGGGGUGUCCCGUCGGCCGCCCGUCCGACUCUUCCCCAAAGGGAGCCAGGGGUGUCCCGUCGGCCGCCCGUCCGACUCUUCCCCAAAGGGAGCCAGGGGUGUCCCGUCGGCCGCCCGUCCGACUCUUCCCCAAGGGAGCCCAGGGGUGUCCCGUCGGCCGUCCGGACUCUUCCCAAAGGAGCCAGGGUGUCCGUCGGCCGCCCGUCCGACUCUUCCCCAAAGGGAGCCAGGGGUGUCGUCGGCCGCCCGUCCGACUCUUCCCAAAGGGAGCAGGGGGAGCCAGGGGUGUCCCGUCGCCGCCCGGUCCGACUCUUCCCCAAAGGGGAGCCAGGGGUGUCCGUCGGCCGCCCGUCCGACUCUUCCCAAAGGGAGCCUGGGUCGUCCCGUCGGCCGCCCGUCCGACUCUUCCCCAAAGGGAGCCAGGGGUGUCCCGUCGGCCGCCCAUCGGACUGUUCCCCAAAGGGAGCCAGGGGUGUCCCGUCGGCCGCCGUCGACCUGUUCCCCAAAGGGAGCCAGGGGUGUCCCGUCGGCCGCCCGUCCGACUCUUCCCCCAAAGGAGCCAGGGGUCCCGUCGGCCGCCCGUCCGACUCUUCCCCAAAGGGAGCCAGGGUGUCCCGUCGGCCGCCCGUCCGACUCUUCCCCAAAGCGAGCAGGGGUGUCCCGUCGGCCGCCCGUCCGACUCUUCUUCCCCAAAGGAGCCAGGGGUGUCCCCGUCGGCCGCCCGGUUCGAGAGCUCUUCCCCAAAGGGACCGGGGUGUCCCGUCGGCCGCCCGUCCGACUGUUCCCAAAGGGACCAGGGAUCCCAUUCGCCGCCCGUCGGACUGUUCCCCAAAGGGAGCCAGGGUGUUCCCGUCGGCCGCCCGUCCGACCUCUUCCCCAAGGGAGCAGGGAUGUCCCAUCAGCCCGCCGUCGGACUGUUUCCCAAGGGAAGGCGGGGAAAGGGAGCCGGGGAGUCCCGUCGGACUGUUCCCAAAGGGAGCCAGGGGUGUCCCGUCGGCCGCCCGUCCCGACUCUUCCCCAAAGGGAGCCGGGGAGUCCGUCGGACGUUCCCCAAAGGGAGCCAGGGGUGCCCGUCGCCGCCCGUCCACUCUUCCCAAAGGAGCAGGGGUGUCCCGUCGGCCGCCCGUCCGACUGUUCCCCAAAGGAGCAGGGGUGUCCCGUCCCGCCGUCGAAUGUUCCCCAAAGGGCAGGAGGGAGCCGGGUGUCCCGUCGGCGCCGCCCGUACGACUGUUCCCCAAAGAGAGCCGGGGUCCCGUCGACCGCCCGUCCGAAUGUUCCCCAAAGGGAGCCGGGGUCCCGUCGGCCGCCCGUUCGACUGUUCCCCAAAGGAGCCAGCGGGUGUCCCGUCGGCCACCCCCCCGUCCGACUCUUCCCCAAAAGGGAGCCGGGGUGUUCCCGUCGGCCGCCCGUCCGACUCUUCCCCAAAAGGAGCCAGGGGGUGUCCCGUCGGCCACCCGCCGACUCGGACCAGGGUCGUCCCACUCUUCCCAAAGGAGCCGGGGAGUCCCGUCGGCCGCCCGUCCAAUCUUCCCCAAAGGGAGCCAGGGUGUUCCCGUCGGCCGCCCGUCUCUUCCCCAAAGCCCAGGGGUGUCCCGUCGGCCGCCGUCCGACUCUUCCCCAAAGGGAGCCGGGGUGUUCCGCCGUCGCCGCCCGUCCGACUCUUCCCCAAAGGGAAGCCAGGGUGUCCCGUCGCCGCCCGUCCGACUCUUCCCCAAAGUCCCGUCGGCCGCCCGUCCGACUCUUCCCCAAAGGGAGCCAGGGCCCGUCCCGCCCGUCCGACUCUUCCCCAAAGGAGCCAGGGGUGUCCCGUCGGCCCGCCCGUCCGACUCUUCCCCAAAGGGAGCCAGGGGGUCCCGUCGGCCGCCCGUCCGACUCUUCCCCAAAGGGAGCCGGGGUGUCCCGUCGGCCGCCCGUCCGACUCUUCCCCAAAGGGAGCCAGGGGUGUCCCGUCGCCGCCCGUCCGACUCUUCCCCAAAGGGCGAGGGGCCGGGGCCGGUGUCCCGCCGGGGUCCCGUCGGCCGCCCGUCCGACUCUUCCCCAAAGGGAGCCAGGGGUGUCCGUCGGCCGCCCGUCCGACUCUUCCCAAAGGAGCCAGGGUGUCCCGUCGCCGCCCGUCGACUGUUCCCCAAAGGGAGCCAGGGGUGUCCCGUCGGCCGCCCGUCCGACUCUUCCCAAAGGGAGCCAGGGGUGUCCCGUCGCCACUCUUCCCCAAAGGAGCCAGGGUCCGUCGGCCGCCCGUCCGACUCUUCCCCAAAGGGAGCCAGGGGUGUCCCGUCGGCCGCCCGUCCGACUCUUCCCCAAAGGGAGCCAGGGUGUCCCGUCGGCCGCCCGUCCGACUCUUCCCCAAAGGGAGCCUCCCGUCACUCUUCCCCAAAGGGAGCCAGGGGGUCCCGUCGGCCGCCCGACUCUUCCCCAAAGGAGCCAGGGGUCCCGUCGGCCGCCCGUCCGACUCUUCCCCAAAGGGAGCCAGGGUGUCCCGUCGGCCGCCCGUCCGACUCUUCCCAAAAGAGAGCCAGGGGGUCCCGUCGGCCGCCCGUCCGACUCUUCCCCAAAGGGAGCCAGGGGUUCCCGUCGGCCGCCCGUCCGACUCUUCCCCAAAGGGAGCCAGGGUGUCCCGUCGGCCGCCCUCCCGACUCUUCCCCAAAGGGAGCCAGGGGGUCCCGUCGGCCGCCCGUCCGACUCUUCCCAAAAGGGAGCCAGGGGUGUCCCGUCGGCCGCCCGUCCGACUCUUCCCCAAAAGGGAGCCAGGGGGUCCCGUCGGCCGCCCGUCCGACUCUUCCCCAAAGGGAGCCAGGGGUCCGUCGGCCGCCCGUCCGACUCUUCCCCAAAGGGAGCCAGGUCCCGUCGGCCGCCCUUCCGACUCUUCCCCAAAGGGAGCCAGGGGUGUCCCGUCGGCCGCCCGUCCGACUCUUCCCCAAAGGGAGCCAGGGGUGUCCCGUCGGCCGCCCCAACUCUUCCCAAAGGAGCCAGGGUGUCCCGUCGGCCGCCUGUCCGACUCUUCCCCAAAGGCCAGGGGUCCGUCGGCCGCCCGUCGACUGUUCCCCAAAGGGAGCUCGGCAAAAGGGAGCCAGGGUGUCCCGUCGGCCGCCCGUCCGACUCUUCCCCAAAGGGAGCCGGGGUGUCCCGUCGGCCGCCCGUCGGACUGUUCCCCAAAGGGAGCCGCCCGUCGGCCGCCCGUCGGACUGUUCCCCAACGCGCCAAUUCCGCAAGUUCGGCUCGGGUCGCAACCAAUAUGACUUAGCCGCCGCACGGAAGCCAAAUCCUGGUGAUCCGGCGACAAAGCUUCGGGACAAAGCCCAUUACUCUGUGUAA
Molecule: messenger RNA, 4314 nt
Organism: Penaeus vannamei (Pacific white shrimp)
Lineage: Eukaryota; Metazoa; Arthropoda; Malacostraca; Decapoda; Penaeidae
Source: RefSeq, a predicted model, not a curated record